AUGGGACGAAGCUUUAUCUUUAAGGAUGGGUUGGAGUACGACUGGGGAUUUGCUCCAAGUGAAGUUGCCAUGAUGUUGCCCAAGAACCAACUAGGCAAAACAUCAGGAGGGAAAUUUGGACAACAUGGUGACUCCCCAGAGUUCAGCAUUAAUGCCAGCUCUGGGAAGGUUUGCUCAGAGGGAUGUUUCUGUGACGAGGGCUUCCUCAGGAGUGGGAAGAGAUGUGUCCCUGUGGAAAGAUGUGGCUGUCAAUAUGAUGGUUUCUACUACAAAAAGGUUGCUCCCAGAGAUGUGAGUGCCAUGCUCCCAUUGUCCUGCGCUGUUCUGCUGCAUCCUGCACUCCUACACAUCAGAAAUGGCCAGCUGGGCUGUUUUGAUGCAUUGUCUACUUGCACUGUGUGGGGGGACCCACACUACAUCACCCUUGAUGGGGCAAUGGCUGAUUUCCCGGGCACAUGCUCUUACACAGUAGCCACCAAUAAUCACUGUGGCGACAACCGUGUGUCAUUUGUGUCAGCAGUGGAUAUAUACCUCUCAAAUCAACCAGAGAGUGCAUACAUCAGGAUUGAACCCAACAAAAGAGGAAGGGACAUGGUAGUCGAUACCAUUGACUUGAUAGUCCAGUUUGACGGCCAGAGUGCGUUACUGGUGAGAAUCGGCCAAAAUCGUGAAAAUGGAGUCACCGGGAUGGAACAUCGGCACAAAAUGACAAUGACUUUGGACACAGCUGGAAGGCACCCACAAGCCAACCAAGAUGUGGAUCCAAAGAUGAGCAAGUGAUGUCUGUCGCUUUAGGGAAAAAUACUCUGUGGUGUCGUCACCAACACCAGCGGCCCAUUCAGUGCCUGUCACCUGCACUCUGACCCCAGCCAUUUUUAAUUUCCUGUGUCUGUGAUCUCUGCCUCUACACUCCAGCCAAUGGCAUGCUGUGUUCUGCAGUCUCAGGCUCAACCUGCUCUGUUUUGGGGUUGAACAUCCCUGAGUGGCGCUCUGCUUUGCAGUGUGGUAUGUGUGCACUGGGCAGUAGAGUGAACAGUUACUGCUUGAGAAAAAUGAUGAUUCCUUAGGAGAUUAAUAGGACUUGCAAACUCUACAAGGUGUAGAUUUUUUUCUGUUACCUGUUGUGUUUCAUCACUCCUUGUCUCAGUCUUUUCCCACUAUUUCUGCAGCGGAGUCAGACCCCUGUGAACAGCUGGACUGCACAGAGUAUGAGUGGUGUGGUGAGAAAGAUGGUGUUUACGGCUGCUUCUGUGAUGAACACUAUUCUCGGCCCAACAACGAGAGCUACGGUGCAAGCUCGGUGCAACAGUAAUAACAAUGUUUGUAUGUGCGCAAAGAGGAAGAGUGUACAUUGCCUGAGUGUAGGUGCAUUAUUACUGUAAUGUACAUCCCAAAAACAAGAGCAAAUAACUCAAUAAAAUGUUAAUGUUAAAUGUUUUUUGUGAGAUUUUGGUUAAAACUAAUGAAAAAUAAUAUAAAGCAUAUUCAAUAACUUUUCAUGGUCCAGUGCGGGGAUUUACUCUACCAAAAUCUAUUUUCAUUUAUUUUCUUGGACUCGUCCAUUACUUGUGUCAGUAGUUCAGGCACAACAUCUCUGUCAUGCUGCCAGCUGUUUGAAGCUGGCUCCCAUCCUAGUGCCCUCCGCCCCCGAGAUGAUUCCUGUGAAGGGACUCUCCAGGACAGACGGCUGGUGUUUCACUUUAACAGAAGACCAGCUGUGUGGGACAGUUCUCAGGGUACAGUACAUGGCCUACAGUGUUAUCAACGCAGACUAAAGAAUAUUUUAGAUGUAAAUGUUCUCCACAGGAUAGAUUGCAUCUGUAAUAUUCAAAUGAAACUUUUUUUUAAAUCAAAAUUUUAGAGCAAUAGGACCCACUUAAUCUACUUAAUCUACUUAAUCACCAUCCAGGAUGAUGAAGGUCUAAACAUUCAUCUGGUUUUCUGCUGUGAAUACCCUUUGACUCAGGCACUGUCUAUGGACAUAGGCAUCAACCCUGUAGAGAGGUGACAGUCACAAUAGCAUCUCCCAAAAAUUUGCUGCAUAUUUUUACAACAGCACAUACAUCUACAUCUAAGUUCUUUUUAUGGUGAACAUCUGUUGAUAGUGAUGUAUCACAGUGUGUGUAAUGCAACAAAGCUUUCAAUAAUUUCACACAUCCCUAUCGAUAUAUAAUGCUAAAUCUGCACCUAGAGUAAGACUCCAUCAAAUAUGUCAGAUCUGCAGCAGUGGUUCAAUUCCCAAACCAGGGUAGGGGGUCUGACUGCAGUAUUAACUCCCCUAAACUGCUUAUAAGGUUAUGUGCUUUGCUGACAACAUUCAUACUACAGAUUCAGUUUUCCACACACUUUGUAUAAAUUAAUUGCUUAAAAAACAUUUUUGUGUGUUUAAUUAGUCUUUGAUUUGAAGAUUGAUUUACAUAGGAAUAAGUACUGGCCACUGUCUGCAUAGUACAGAUAGAAAGAUUUCAGGGGAUUUCAUUCCUAGAUUGUAUGUGAAAAACAUUUUUUUGGUCAAAAGGUUCCCUACAAGAUGCUUUCCAGUGCUUGUAUUAAUUACCAAAAAUCCACUGAAUUAUUCCUUCUCAAGUAUAGUCACAUUAUGUUGAUUUUCUGUAGCUUUUUGAGGAAGAAGCUGGCCGGGGUACUUUAAUUUAAGAAUGAUCCCCUACCAGGACGCUGGCUUCCAUGUCCCCCUGACAAGAAACAGGAACAUAGAAAUGGAAAUAGACCAGAGGUUGUAUGUGGAGGUGCGAACAGAGGGAGUUGAUGAACGGCAGAUCUCCACCAUUCUUCUUGUUGGGCCAUGCCGGUCAACAAUGCCAGCUACCCUGUCCAUUGGGAUCUCAUUAGUGUAGAGUAAAGGAGCUGUUGCAACUACACCUUGUGUCAUCACACUAAAUAGUGAAUGAAUUAAAUCCAGAUUCAGUUCUAGCCAGAUUUUUGCCUCUCUCCACUUGCUUCACCUAUCUUCUCUUCUACGACUUAACCCUGUUACCCUGGUAACUUCUCCAUCCUUCCCUGUCUUCCAGGUGUCCUAAUCCAGCAGAUGAUACAGUAGAGCUGGUUCAGAAUGGCAAUUCCACAGUGGCCAUAUAUAUAUUAUAUCCACCGUUUCAUAAUCAUCUUAAUACGCUACACUUAACUUGACAGUACUCAG
This is a messenger RNA of Siniperca chuatsi (mandarin fish), 3157 nucleotides long. Its product is annotated as IgGFc-binding protein-like. Lineage: Eukaryota; Metazoa; Chordata; Actinopteri; Centrarchiformes; Sinipercidae. The record is from RefSeq and is a predicted model, not a curated record. Bases 1 to 780 code for a protein of 259 amino acids. The transcript has 7 exons.